Hydatigera taeniaeformis is the source of this 249-nucleotide messenger RNA. The record is from the annotation of a GenBank genome assembly. Lineage: Eukaryota; Metazoa; Platyhelminthes; Cestoda; Cyclophyllidea; Taeniidae.
AUGCGUCCACCACCACCACAAGGCUCAUCGGUCCCUCAAAACGACGGCGUCUCGAACCGCACAGAUUGUGGUGCAUCUUCGUGCAAUUACAGUCGAGAGGCCACAUUCAUUCCACCAUCACCAGCGCUUCCUUCCGCCACAGCUACCGUCGCCUCCUCCUCCACCUCCAUCACGGUGCCGUACGCAAAUGACAGUUGGCUACGUUGUGGCACGAAACCGAUUUCCCAACAUAUUGUCACCACUGUGUGA